Camelina sativa (false flax) is the source of this 1072-nucleotide messenger RNA. RefSeq lists its product as uncharacterized. The record is from RefSeq and is a predicted model, not a curated record. NCBI's taxonomy places the organism in Eukaryota, Viridiplantae, Streptophyta, Magnoliopsida, Brassicales, Brassicaceae. Gene Ontology annotation, molecular function: RNA nuclease activity. Gene Ontology annotation, biological process: regulation of gene expression. Gene Ontology annotation, cellular component: peroxisome.
AAAGAAACUUUAGAAGCUGCGACUGCUCACAAGGUCGAGAACUUGCCGUCUGUAGAUCCCCUCUUCUUUCCUGGGCGAUAUUAAUCGAGGAUGUUGAAGAACGAGGCGUACGUGGAAGGUAAAACGUCGGUGUGGUGGGAUAUUGACCGCUGUCCGGUUCCCGUUGGUUACGAUGCUUGUCGGGUCGGUCCGUGUAUACAAUCGGCGUUGGAGAAGUUAGGCUGCUCUGGUCCUCUCACCAUCACUGCUGUGGGCAACUUAAAACACACACCUGAGCACGUCCUGCGAGGGUUAUCUUCCUCCGGAAUCGUUGUUAAACACAGCCCAUGCGGCGGCAGAAACAUUUCGACUUACAUUCGUAAUUGGACACUCGACAAUCCACCUCCGGCUAAAAUAAUGUUCAUAUCCGAUUCCUUCGGUGUUAAGAGCGUCUCUCGUUCUCUUUCCUGGCUACAAGCUCGUGGGUUCAACAUUCUCCUGGCUUGUGAAGAUACUCUUAAUCAAGCUUCAGCCACUUGUGCUGGGUGGCUCUGGAAAACCUUACUUGAAGGGGAGACAACAAGAAGACAGCCUCUUCAAACCGGUGAAUCUGCCCGUUUUUUUUGCACCGUAUGCGUUGAUGUUAAAAGCUACGAGUGUUUUUCAUGCCAAAGCCUUGCAGAUUUCACCAUGCAUCUCUGGGGUAAAGAACAUGGAGCUAGAGAGUUUGAUUGCACGCCUCGGGAUCUAACCAUUGACAAAGACUACUUGAAGAUGAUGGCCGGAGAUGAUGAUGAUGAUUCUAGUUCUAAUAGGAUAGUGAAGGAAUUGCUUGAAUCUUUGGAAACCUAAGGUAGAGUUGAGCAAGAGGAUGAAGAAGUCGAAUAAGAGGAAGACUAUGUCGAGAAGGGACGUGAAAACAUGGUGAAUGGUUGUGACUAUUGGUUGUUCUUAUUUCUUGUGGUGAAUUGUUUUUUUCCUUUUAAUUAUUAUCUAAGGUAACCGCCGGAUAUUAUGUAUGGGUUUGAGGGCAAAUCAUUAAAGUUUGAAUGUUGAACUAAAACUUUAUCAUAGGAAAAUAAAAUUAGACUCU